This is a messenger RNA of Achroia grisella, 1839 nucleotides long. Its product is annotated as spondin-1-like. The transcript is spliced from 10 exons. The coding region runs from base 66 to 1796 and encodes 576 amino acids. Gene Ontology annotation, biological process: cell adhesion. The record is from RefSeq and is a predicted model, not a curated record. Gene Ontology annotation, cellular component: extracellular matrix. NCBI's taxonomy places the organism in Eukaryota, Metazoa, Arthropoda, Insecta, Lepidoptera, Pyralidae.
AUAGGACUUACUUAUAUUUAUAUGUGUAACAAAAAAGAGUCGAACCACUCUUUAAAUUCCUGAAAAUGAAUUCCAAUAUAAAUUUAGUGAUACUGCACAUUUUUUUUAUUGUGUAUGGAGAAGUUUCGAGUUUCCGAUGUGACAGGCGACCGUAUGGAGCCACGUCGCCGUCGGCGCGCCCAGACGGUAGAUUUAAAUUAAAACUUAUGGGUUUUGAUUAUAGUUACAUACCAGAUCAACUUUAUACAGUCCAAAUCACAGCGACCGAUGGCACAUCACAAUUCACUGGCUUCAUGAUAUCAGCCGAGGGUGAUAUGAAGCCAGAUCCUCGCAAUCCAAGGAGAACAGUAUCCCAGUUCCCUGGACACAUAAGACCUCAAGAUCCAACGACGGCUAGAUUUAGCGACCGAUGUUUGUAUUCUGUAGAGCAAGCUGCUGCUACUUACAAGUCUGCUAUUGAGGUAUAUUGGCAAGCUCCUCCUACUGGCAAUGGUUGCGUCACUCUACGCGCUAUGGUGGCAGAAAACGAAGACUUAUGGUACGAGGAUGGUUCCCCGUUAACAAUGAAGAUAUGCGAGGACUUACGACAACCUGAUGAUGUAUCCCCGCGGUUGAACUACGAGUGCCAGAUUUGUGAUGAAGCUAAGUAUGAGAUAUCAUUCACGGGGAUAUGGUCUAGGAAUACACACCCACAGUCGUACCCAGAAAACGACUGGAUCCCACGUUACAGUGAUAUGGUGGGAGUAUCGCAUAGCGCCGACUACGUUCUAUGGACUCCUGGUACUUUAGUGACAGAAGGACUAAAAGAUUUAGCUGAAUACGCCAACACGAGUAAACUGGAAACUGAAAUUUUGGAAAAGGUUGGUGAUGGAGUGCGUACAUUAAUAAAAGCUAAAGGACACGGCUAUCGAAAAAUGGGCAAUCCAUCACUUGCCAUAUUCCGAACGGAUAAAGUCCAUCAUCUCGUCACCGUAGCCAUUGGUUUGUAUCCUUCACCGGACUGGUUCCUCGGAGUCACCAGAUUCGAGCUGUGCCAAGAAGAUAACACGUGGCUCGCAGAGAGGGAACUCAAUUUGUUUCCUUGGGAUGCUGGUACGGAUAGUGGUGUGUCGUACGAGUCACCGAACAUUGAAACAUUCCCGCAAGGUGCAGUAUCUCGAGUACAAAUGAGUUCAUAUGAUAAAAAUUCGCCAUUUUACGAGAUAGAUAUGAAAGAUUUACAUCCAUUUGGGCGACUUCAUAUAAAAUUAAUGAGAACAUAUCAUAGAGAAUGCAACGAAGCUUCAGAAGGGGAAGAAGAAACUCCCUCUACAGAAGAAAAUCCGAAAGAAGAUCAAAGCGAUACUAGUCCGGUUGAGCCAGAAGAACCUUCCAGGUAUCAAAAUCCAGAACUACCUACCGGCGACGGCGGCGAAAGUCCAUUAGACGCUGAUCCGGAGUCAUCGGAGAAAUGCCCCAUGUCCCAGUGGCAGGAAUGGAGUCCAUGCGAAGGUACUUGUGAUGGAGGGAAACUCUUAGGAUAUAAAUGGAGAGAACGCUAUCAUCUAGUAGAUGGAGUGGCCGUCGAGAAAUAUGAUCCUAGUAACUGGCGUUCGGCGAAAAAAGAAGUAUCCAAAUACUGUAAAGCUCUGUAUGAUGAUUUUGAGAGAACCGAAUGUGAGGAGAGCUGUACAGAUGAUAGUGAUACAAUAGAAAACACCAAUGACAUUACAGCUAGACGUCGGGUAAUGACACAAAUAAUUCCGGGUACUUCAUGGAGAUCAAAAAAGAGAGAUAGCCCUUUAACAAAAUAUUAAUAUUAUCGAAAUACUACAUAUUUUUUAAUUUUAUACCUUGUAU